AUGAACGUACGCGAUCCCUUCAACCUCCACCGAACGAGCGCUCUUUCCAUUCUCAGAACCGCCGUCCCGCGCGCAGCUGCCGACCUGACCGAACGGGUCGUUGACGCCGGUGCCCAUGCGAUUGAACGAGGCAAGCAGGCCGUCGACCAACUAGACCUCCAGCUGGACAUGUCGUUCUCCGUCCCCAAGAAUGUCCCCUCCUUCAGCAACCCCCAGCGCCUAGCCGAGGACAGAGUCUGGGGGAACAGUGCAGGUGCUGCCGUCACCGCGAGGGGCCCCAAUAAGAACGGCGGGAUACUCGGUGGCGUGCAGGACCGACUCUUCGACAGCGACGCCCGCAACACCCUCCCCAUGUACAAGGACAAGCCCUACGCCUACCCGGCCUCCCACCGGGCCAGGCCCCUCUGGCGCCGGAAGCGCACCUUGGGCUUCCUGCUGCUGCUUCUUUCGGGGCUGUACUACUUUGGUGCCUUUGAGCGCCAUCGCGACACCGCCCUCGCAUCGGGCACACGCUGGGGCGGCUGGCUCACCUCUUCAUCCGAGGUAGAGGCAGGCAAGCCCGCCGACUGGCCCAAGCGAAGCGAGCGUGUCGUGGAGGCCUUCACCCUGAGUUUCGAUGCUUAUUCGCGAUAUGCCUGGGGUUACGACGAGUACCAUCCCGUGUCCAAGAAAGGCCAUCAGAUGGCGCCCCAGGGCAUGGGCUGGAUCAUCGUCGAUGCCCUGGACACCAUGAUCCUCAUGAAUCUCACCUCGCGCGUCACCCACGCCAGGGAGUGGAUCUCCAACUCGCUGAGUUAUGACCAGGACCAGGAUGUCAACACCUUCGAGACCACAAUCCGCAUGCUGGGUGGCCUUCUCGCCGCUCACUACCUCUCCACCGAGUUUCCUACCCUGGCGCCCCUGGCCGACGACGACCCAGGUACGCCUGGCGAGGACCUCUACCUGGAAAAGGCCAAAGACCUGGCUGACCGGUUGAUCGUUGCUUUCGAUUCGCCGUCGGGUGUUCCCUAUGCGAGCGUCAACCUCGCCAAGUUCGAAGGCAUCCCGGCCCACGACGAGGGUGGCGCUUCUUCCACGGCUGAGACGACUACACUGCAGCUCGAGUUCAAGUACCUGGCCAAGCUGACUGGCGAGAAGUACUUCUGGGACAAGGCCGAGAAGGUUAUGGAAGUGGUGGACAACAAUGGGGCCGAGGGCGGUCUGGUUCCCAUCUACAUCAAUGCCAAGGAAGGCACCUUCCGGGGCUACAACAUCCGGCUAGGGAGCCGUGGGGACUCGUACUACGAAUACCUGAUCAAGCAGUAUCUGCAGACGAAGGAGAAGGAGCCCGUCUAUCUCGAGAUGUGGGACGAGAGUCUGCAAGGCGUCCGCGAUCACCUGGUGACGUACACGGACCCGUCGGGUUUCACCAUCAUCGGAGAGCGUCCCGAGGGUCUGUGGGGAGCGCUUUCACCCAAGAUGGACCACCUUGUCUGCUUCAUGCCCGGGACCAUAGCCCUGGGUGCGACGGGCGGGCUGACGGAAGCGGAAGCCAAGAAGCUGCCGACGUGGAGCAAGAAGAACGAGGCCGACAUGGAGUUGGCACGAGAGCUGAUGCAGACGUGCUGGGGCAUGUACAAGUGGAUGGCCACGGGCCUGGCGGCCGAGAUUACCUACUUCAACGUUGCCAACCCACCUCCUCGGGCAUCUGCUCCGCAUCAAGCACCGGCUGGCUUUGAUGAGGACCCCCAUGCGGAGUGGCGCAAGGACUACGACGUUCACUCGAACGACGUGCACAACCUGCAGCGGCCAGAGACGGUGGAGAGUCUGUUCUACAUGUGGAGGAUCACGGGCGACAUCAAGUACCGCGAAUGGGGUUGGGACAUGUUCAAGUCGUUCAUGAACCACACGGCGGUCGAGGACGGUGGCGGGUUUUCCAGUCUCUCGAAUGCCAACAAGUUACCUCCGGUGAUGCGUGACAAUAUGGAGAGCUUCUGGCUGGCCGAGACGUUGAAGUACAUGUACCUGCUGUUUUCACCGAACGACCUCCUUCCGCUGGACAAGAUCGUGAUCAACACGGAGGCCCACCCUCUCCCACGGUUCGACUUGGGGCAGCUCUUCUCGACGGGGUGGACGCGCAGAGCGAGAGACGCGGACGGGAAGAUAAUACAGCCGUUCAAUGCCUCACGACCGGCCGCAUCGCACACCGCGAGCCCAAGAGCGCCUCCGCGCCCUCCCCGCCCUCCCCGCCCGCAAGGCGGACCCAGAGACGUGCCCAACAUGCCGCCGCCAUCGUACAGCCACGACAUCGAGAUGAACAUCUUCCCCAUCAAGGAAGGCUCGCUGGCACCGGGGAGCAGCUACACCAUGCGCGAGCCGCUGUACGACGAGACCACGCCGCCGCGCUUCUUGGACCGCCUUGUCGACGGUUUUCGCCGCGACCCCAACCAGCGCAUCACCCCCAAGAACCCCUUCAGCGAUUUCCACGCCGCCGGGCCUGCCCGCCCGCAGCACCUGUCCAUGCUCGCCGGCCGCCGCGCGCAGUCGCACUACUACGACAUGCGCCAGGCCACGCUGCAGACCGCCCAGUCGCACCUGGCGCGCAAGCUCAAGGGCCGCCACCUGCAGAUGAUUGCCAUCGGUGGCUCCAUAGGAACCGGCCUGUUCGUCUCUUCGGGCCGCGCCCUCGAGAGCGGAGGCCCGGCCUCGAUUCUACUGGCCUACUCCUUCAUCGGCAGCAUGUUAUACUGCACCGUCCAGGCACUCGGCGAGCUGGCCGUGUCGUUUCCCGUCGCCGGAUCCUUCUCCGCCUACUCGACACGCUUUCUGGAUCCCUCGUGGGGAUUUGCCAUGGGGUGGAACUAUGCCUUGCAGUGGCUUGUCGCACUGCCGCUCGAGAUCAUCGCCGCCUCCAUCACCAUCACGUAUUGGAACCCCAAUAUCGACAAGGCCAUCUUCGUCACCAUAUUCCUGCUCGCCGUGGUCGUCAUCAACCUGUUCGGCGUCAAGGGUUACGGCGAGGCAGAGUUCAUAUUUGCCAUCGUCAAGGUCACCGCUGUCAUCGGCUUCAUACUACUAGGAAUCGUGCUCAAUAUCGGCGGCGUGCCCGACGGCGGCUACAUCGGUGGGCUCUACUGGAGGGACCCGGGCGCCUUCCACAACGGCUUCAAGGGCCUCUGCAGUGUCUUCGUCACUGCCGCCUUUGCCUUUGCGGGCACCGAGCUGGUCGGCCUCGCGGCGGCUGAGACGGCAAACCCCCGCAAGUCGCUGCCUACGGCCAUCAAGCAGGUCUUUUGGCGCAUUACGCUGUUUUACAUCGUGGCGCUGACCCUCAUCGGGCUGCUGGUGCCCUACAAUGACCCGCGACUACUCAUCUCCGAGGGCGCCCCCGCCGUCGCCUCGCCCUUUGUCAUCGCUAUCGAGAACGCCGGUAUUGAGGUACUGCCGUCCAUCAUGAACGUCGUCAUCCUCAUCGCCGUGCUCUCGGUCGGCAAUUCGUCCGUCUUCGGGGCCUCGCGCACCAUCGCCGCCCUGGCCGACCAGAACCAGGCGCCCCGCAUCCUGUCCUACGUCGACCGCCGCGGCCGCCCCCUCGUCGCCAUCCUCCUUGCCUCCUCGGUAGGCCUGCUGUCCUACCUCGCCGACCUCAAAGAGCAGGGCGAGGUGCUCGACUGGCUCGUGGCCAUCUCGGGCCUGUCGUCCGUCUUCACGUGGGGCUCCAUCUGCCUGGCGCACAUCCGGUUCCGCCAGGCGUGGGCGCGCGCCGGCCACAGCGUCAGCGAGCUGGCCUUCCAGUCGCAGGUGGGCGUCGCCGGGUCGUGGCUGGGCUUCGUCUUCAACAUCCUGGUGCUGAUUGCGCAGUUCUGGGUCGGCGCCUGGCCCGUCGGCUUCCAGACCAUGACGUCGGCCCAGCUGGCCAAGAGCUUCUUCCUCGUCUACCUCGCCGCCCCCGUCGUCAUCCUCUUCUACGCCGCCCACCGCCUCUGGAACGGCACCGGCUUCGUGCGCCUCGCCGACAUGGACAUCGACACGGGCCGUCGCGACUUCAACCUGCCCAUCCUAGUCGCCCAGGAGUCCGAGGAAAUGAAGGGAUGGCCGCGGUGGAAGAAGCUCUACAAGUUCAUGUGCUGA
Anthostomella pinea is the source of this 4110-nucleotide messenger RNA. The record is from the annotation of a GenBank genome assembly. NCBI's taxonomy places the organism in Eukaryota, Fungi, Ascomycota, Sordariomycetes, Xylariales, Xylariaceae.